Molecule: messenger RNA, 1485 nt
Organism: Miscanthus lutarioriparius
Lineage: Eukaryota; Viridiplantae; Streptophyta; Magnoliopsida; Poales; Poaceae
Source: the annotation of a GenBank genome assembly
AUGGCUUCCCAGCCGAAGCAGAUGUUCGGCGAGCCCAUCUCUCUGGUUGGCCCGACGCCCGCCGACCUCGAGUCCACGGCGCAGCUGGAGAAGGUCCUGCGUGAAGCGGGGAUGUACGAGAGCCCCGAGGAGUCGGCGGUCCGCGCCGAGGUGCUGCGCGACCUCCAGGGAAUCGUGGACCUCUGGGUGAAGCAGCUCACGCUCAAGCAUGGGUACCCCGACGCCAUGGUCGACGAGGCCACCGCCCUGUUGCUCCCCUUCGGAUCCUACCGCCUCGGCGUCCACGGCGGCGGCUCCGACAUCGACGCACUCGUCGUCGGGCCCUCCUUCGUGGACCGCGACCAAGACUUCUUCGGCGUGCUGGCCGACGCGCUGGCCGAGACGGAGGCGGUGACGGACCUGCAGCCCGUGCCCGGCGCGCACGUCCCCGUCAUGAAGCUGAGGUUCCGCGGCGUGCAGGUGGACCUCGUCUACGCCAGCGCCAACCUCCCCGUGGUGCCCCGGGACCUGUAUCUGAGCGACCGCUCCGUACUCCGCGGCCUGGACCACGUCACCGCCCGCAGCAUGAACGGCGUGCGCGUGGCCGACGAGAUCCUGCGGCUGGUCCCCGACGCCGCCGCGUUCCGCACGACGCUGCGGUGCGUGAAGCUGUGGGCCAAGGCGCGGGGCGUGUACUCCAACGUGUCCGGCUUCCUCGGCGGCGUGGCGUGGUCCAUCCUGGUGGCGCGCGUGUGCCAGCUCUACCCCAACGCAUCGCCCAGCAUGCUGGUGUCGCGCUUCUUCAAGGUGCUCGGCCAGUGGAGGUGGCCCACCCCGGCCACGCAGCGGAUCAUCAAGGAGCAGAUCCAGGCCGGCCACGUCGCGUGCCAGGAGAUCACCGCCGCCGGCGGUCGCUGCUGGGGCGCGCUGUUCCAGCCGUUCCCGUUCUUCAGGACGCACAAGAGCUAUCUGCAGGUGGACGCGAUGGUGGCGGGAGGCGAAGAAGAGCUCCGGGAGUGGAAGGGGUGGGUGGAGUCGCGGCUGCGGCAGCUGGUGGCCAAGGUCGAGAGGGACACGUUCGGCAAGCUGCUAUGCCAUCAGAACCCGCGCGCCUACGACGCCGAGCCACACGGCUUGCGGUGCGCGUCUUCCUUCUUCGUGGGCUUGUCGAAGCCACAGCAGCAGCAGAAGCCGUCCCCGCCGCAAGGGCAGCAGCCGCAGUUUGACCUCCGUGCGACGGCGGACGAGUUCCUGCAGGACGUCUACACAUACAGGUUCUGGAGGCCCGGCUUGGAGUUGGUCGUCAAGCACGUCCGGCGGAAGGACCUGCCGUCAUACGUGAUGCAGAAGAUUCGUGGUCCGAAUAUCCAUGAGCUUAAGAGGAAGCGCGCCGACGACGAUUCUUCACCUUCGUCGCCGCCAUUGUGUUCGUCGUCCUCCGCCUCCUCUGGUGACGAUGACUCCGUCCGAAGACCGAGCAGCAGGGCAAGGCUGCAUCCAACAUAG